Messenger RNA from Olea europaea var. sylvestris, 2303 nucleotides. RefSeq lists its product as uncharacterized. Gene Ontology annotation, biological process: proteolysis. Bases 79 to 1893 code for a protein of 604 amino acids. Gene Ontology annotation, molecular function: serine-type endopeptidase activity. Lineage: Eukaryota; Viridiplantae; Streptophyta; Magnoliopsida; Lamiales; Oleaceae. The transcript has 9 exons. The record is from RefSeq and is a predicted model, not a curated record.
GAAUCAAUCAAACAAAUAAAAGUUCUCCACAAUAUCAAAUUUCAAACAAAACAAACUGUUCACCUGUAAAUUAUAAAAAUGGUAAUCACUCAAUCCAACAUCAAUCCGGCGAUCCAUUUCGCCUCCUUUACCAUCUGCCGUCGCGGACACCACCGCCUACGUAACUGCUUCUCGCUCCCACGCGUUGCUGCAUUCGGCCGCUCGCUCACCCUGACCACCGCCACGGCAAGAACCCGAGCCUUCUCAACCAACGACACUCAAGAUGAAAAAAUCGAUGAUGUCGAGAAACUACCGAACAAACCGCCGAUAUGCACAGCCGACGAGAUCCACUAUGUCUCCGUCAACAAUUCCGGCUGGCGCCUCGCCCUCUGGCGCUACAAUCCUUCUCCUCAGGCACCGCCACGAAAUCAUCCUCUGCUGCUGCUAUCUGGUGUGGGAACAAAUGCCAUUGGAUAUGAUCUUUCUCCUGGGUCUUCAUUUGCCCGUUACAUGUGUGGUCAAGGAUUUGAUACUUGGAUUCUUGAAGUUCGAGGAGCUGGGUUGAGCAUGCAUGGAUCAGAUGCUAAAGAUGUUGAGAAAUCAGCUCAUGCAAUGUCUGAAUUCAUGGAAGCUGCGGUUGAGAACGUAACCAAUGGACUUCCUUCCAGAGAGCAGCAGUCAACCAAUACCCAGAAUGACUUGGAAAAAGCUGAGAUAGCUGUAGCCAAUAAUGAACCAACAAGGAUUGCAACAGCAUGGGAUGAAUCAAAAUUGGUGACAAAAUUGACAGAAACAUUUAUGCGCUUAUCUGAAAGACUCUCUGGCUUUCUCAGUGAAAGUCAAUUCAACAUAAUGUCUGCUAAAUUUUUUGAUCAAAUAUCAAGACUCUUAGAGGAUUCGUUCAUUUUUGAACGCUUUAGUGAGGUAAGGGGGAAAUUACUGAGUUUGCUGGAAACAAGGCAGAACUCUGCUGUUGCUGGCCAAGUUAGGGAUCUAAGUCAAAAACUAGUAGAUAUUAUUGAAGAAGGUCAGCGUUCUGUUUCACCUCAGUUGUUUGAUCUGCAAGAGCGACUGAUUACUACCAUAGAAGAUUUCCAGAAACAAUUGGACUUGAUUAUCAAAUAUGAUUGGGACUUCGAUCAUUACCUUGAAGAAGAUGUUCCUGCUGCGAUGGAAUACAUAAGGGCCCAAAGCAAACCAAAGGAUGGUCGAUUGCUUGCAAUUGGACAUUCAAUGGGUGGUAUCUUGCUAUAUGCGAUGCUGUCACGAUAUGGUUUCGAAGGAAGAGAUCCCAGAUUAGCAGCUAUCGUAACAUUAGCGUCAUCACUUGACUACACAUCUUCUAAAUCCUCGCUCAAACUACUCCUACCCCUCGCUGAUCCUGCACAGGCUCUCAAUGUGCCUGUUGUUCCAUUAGGAGCAUUACUGUCUGCAGCUUAUCCUCUGUCAUCUCGUCCACCUUAUGUCUUAUCAUGGCUCAAUGACCUAAUAUCAGCACAAGAUAUGAUGCAUCCAGAGCUGUUGAAGAAGCUUGUUCUAAAUAACUUUUGUACUGUUCCUGCUAAACUUUUAUUGCAGCUGACAACUGCUUUUCGUGCGGGGGGGCUCCGUGAUAGAAGCUGUCAAUUUUUCUACAAGGAUCACCUUCAUAAAAGCAAUGUACCUGUCUUGGCUCUUGCUGGAGAUCGUGACUUAAUUUGUCCUCCAGAAGCUGUAUAUGAAACAGUGAAACUCAUUCCCGAGCAUUUGGUUACAUAUAAAGUAUUCGGAGAGCGUGACGGUCCUCAUUAUGCUCAUUAUGAUUUGGUGGGAGGACGAAUGGCCGCGGAACAACUAUACCCUUGUGUAGUCCAACAUCUAAGCCAUUAUGACAGUAAAUUAUCGGAUCAUGAGCUGUCGUGUAGCAAUUGUUAAGCAGCUAUCUUCAUAUACGAUGGGAAUUACAUACCUCCUCCUCUUUCGACUUAUUCGCUCAUGGUGUCACACUUUCAUGGUGAGGUGACCGAAAGGAUGAGCGAUAGGAAUAUCUCGUGACACUGUAUUUAACAGAAUAUACAAUGUGUUGUCAUUAUCUUUUAUUUCUUCAUCCUUCUUUUAGUUUUUUUCUGUUAAUGCUUAUUUCCAAGCAUUGGAUUCUGAUGUCUAAUUUUCCUUCGGGUAGUCAAAGUGGGCCGUGCCACUAAUUUAUAUUAUGUGAAGUGCGAUGCCUCUCAAGUCAAAACAUGCAUUUUUUGUUAUUUUCAGCCACAAUUUGGAGAUUUAUCUGUUGUUAUACAAACUUGUGUAUGUUUCCAAAAUUUAUUAAGAUGCAAUUCUCUUGAUUA